AUGGAAACAUUUAUCCGAUUAGCUGAUGUUGUGCCUGAGUUUGAGGCCGACUACAAUAGCAUGACUGAAACGGAGCACACAAAAUACACUCUUGCCAUCCAGCAAGAGGAACUGAAAGCCAUGUGGAGGAAAGCAAAGAUAGCGUACGAAGAGUAUUUGAGUUCAGGUGCGGUAGAAGCAAAAUCAGCCUCAGUGAAGGCUAAGUAUAAAAGUACCUAUUCUACUUAUCUGCGCUGCAUGUCGAACAUGGCAGAACUCCAUGCGAAGCUCGUCAAAAGUGACAAAGAUACCGAGGAUAUGUCGGCCAGAGAACACAACAUCCAUCUCCCACCGUGUGAUACGGAUGUGUUCAAAGGUGAUUAUCUCUCGUGGCCUACAUUCCGUGACAUGUUUACGGCCAUUUAUAUCAAUAAUAAGCGCCUCACUCCUGUAGAAAAGUUGUUUCAUUUGAACCAGAAAACUCAGGGGGAGGCCAAAGAGAUAGUUAGCAAAUGUGAUGUUACAAACGAGGGCUUCAAUACUGCAUGGAAAAACCUUUGUGAUAGGUUCGAGAAUAAACGCAUUCUAGUGAAUUCGCAGAUAAAGAUUCUUUUUAACCUAGAGUCAGUAGAAACUGACGAUGUAGAGAGUCUAUAUCCUGUAGCUUCAGAUAUAUUGAAAAAAUGUAUGUAUGUCGACGAUGUUUUAGCAGGAGGACAUACCAUCGAAUCUACCAUCAAAGCUAAAGACGAGGUAUCAAUGGUUUUACAAUCUGCUGGAUUCCCGCUACGAAAAUGGACAUCCAACUGCGAAAAAAUACUGGAAGGAUUACCCAAAUCACACCUUUUAAACGAAGAUUUUUUGGAUUUUGAGGACACCAGUACCGUCAAGGCGUUGGGCAUCAGAUGGAAUGCCCAUUCUGAUAAGUUUUAUUUUACUGCCAAGCCAUUGGAGACUGAGGUUCGCUUUACAAAAAGAGCAAUACUUUCGGCUAUUGCAAAAUUAUUUGACCCAUUAGGAUGGCUCGCGCCAUUUGUAGUUACAGCAAAAAUUAUAAUGCAAGACAUUUGGUUGGAAGGAACAGGUUGGGACGAAAUUGUCUCAACUGCAUCGUCCGAUCGUUGGCAAAACUUUGUAGAGAGCUACUGCCACAUCGACAAAAUUCGUAUUCCUCGUUGGGUAUACUUUUCUCCUACAGAUAAAAUAGAACUUCAUGGCUUCUGCGAUGCCUCAGAAAAGGCAUACGCAGCCACUAUUUUUCUUCGGGUUCAAAAAGCGGAAAAGGUAUUUGUCAAUCUUCUACUGGCUAAGUCCAGAGUGGCACCGGUCAAAACUAUUUCGUUACCACGAUUGGAGCUGUGCGGUGCUGUUCUGCUUGCAGAACUUGUUGAAUCGAUCGUUAGCAAUCUCACUUUAGGCCAGUUUACCACACAUCUGUGGACAGAUUCGACUAUUGUCCUAGCCUGGAUUCGAAAACCUCCCUGCUCAUGGUCAACAUUUGUUGCCCAUCGCGUAACAAAAAUCAUUGAGAAAGUUGGAAGCCAAAAUUGGCUCCAUGUGGAUUCAGCAUCAAAUCCAUCAGAUUUAGCUAGCAGGGGUAUUAUUGCGCAAGAAUUGGUAGCCUCUUCCUUGUGGUGGGAGGGUCCUUCUUGGUUGCAAGAAGAAAGAACACAAUGGCCCACACAGGAAAAGGACUAUAAGACACAGUUAGAACAAAAAAGGGUACAGGUUCAUGCGACCACGGCAGUCGAUAUUAGUAAUGAUAUUCUUGAAAGAUUUUCCGAUCUACCGAGAGCUUUGAGAGUCCUAUCAUACGUACUGAGAUUCUCCCAAAGAACUCGCCGUAACACUAGAGCUUCAUUUCAAGCGGAAUCUUGUUCGAUUUCAGCUGAUGAAAUCAAAGCAACGACUCAACGCUUAAUAAUUAUCUGCCAGAAGCAGCAUUAUGGUCAGGAGUACUCAUCACUGAGAUCGGCAAAAUUAAUAAGUCCAAAAAGUGAAAUCUUGUCCCUGAACCCAUACAUUGACAAGGAAAAUAUAAUUAGGACAGGUGGUCGCCUUGGAAAAUCUUUAGAUCUCGCUUAUAACGAGCGCCACCCAAUUAUCCUUCCAUAUAAUAGCAACUUGUCUCGUCUUAUAGUCCAGUUCGUUCACAAAGUAUCACUGCAUGGUGAGAAUCAGCUUAUGCUGCGCUUGAUUAGAACGCAAUAUUGGAUACCUCGAGUCCAGAAUAUGAUCAAAUCGACAAUUCACAACUGUAAGAUCUGUACGAUCUACCGAAAACGGUCGCAAACGCAGCUUAUGGGCAUUCUUCCUAAAGAACGCACCACAUUUUCACGCGCGUUUACUAACACAGGUGUCGACUUCACCGGACCUUUCGACAUAAAGAACUACAACGGACGAGGUUGCAGGGUGU
Messenger RNA from Rhagoletis pomonella (apple maggot), 2395 nucleotides. RefSeq lists its product as uncharacterized. Gene Ontology annotation, molecular function: nucleic acid binding. The record is from RefSeq and is a predicted model, not a curated record. Lineage: Eukaryota; Metazoa; Arthropoda; Insecta; Diptera; Tephritidae.